Messenger RNA from Pistacia vera, 1578 nucleotides. Its product is annotated as probable protein phosphatase 2C 6. Gene Ontology annotation, molecular function: cation binding; protein serine/threonine phosphatase activity. The record is from RefSeq and is a predicted model, not a curated record. The transcript has 4 exons. Lineage: Eukaryota; Viridiplantae; Streptophyta; Magnoliopsida; Sapindales; Anacardiaceae. Bases 50 to 1228 code for a protein of 392 amino acids. Gene Ontology annotation, biological process: protein dephosphorylation.
CCCCUCUCUCUCUCUCUCUCUCUUUCUCUCACCACUUACUAGUUACUACAUGGAACCUUUAUUAGAGGAAGAAGAAGAGCAUCAACUCGACCGAAUCGAUUCACUCCCUGACACUGAUCUCGCUUCUACCAGUUCAAGCCUAUCAUUCAUACUCACCACUGAAGAUUCUAGAAGCACCUCUAGCUCUGGAGACAUCUCCACUAGUUCCGGCGAGAUCCCGGUUAUUCUGGUGGAGGAAGCGGUAAUCCCUAGGCUGGUGGACCCCGUUCUUUCCAACAAUGAGUUAACGGCGAUGGUAACUGCGAGGCCAAAGUGUGUGGGAAGGAAUAAUCAAGGACUUAACUGGGGGUUUGCUUCCGUGAUUGGGAGACGGAGAGAGAUGGAAGACGCCAUCGCCGUUAGACCAGCCUUCAUGUCUCGCACGUGCGAUCACGUUGGUGGUUGUACGGCUCCCGGUUCCAGAACAUCUGCUGAGAUCUCUCCCGUCCAUUUCUUCGGCGUCUAUGAUGGCCAUGGUGGCUCGCAGGUGGCUAAAUUUUGUGCUGAGCGAAUGCACGAGGUGAUAGCUGAAGAGUGGGAUCGAGAAGCCUUUGAUGGAUGUGGGUGGCAGAAGAAAUGGGAAAUGGCAUUUUCUAGUGGUUUUAAGAGAACUGACAAUGAGGUCCUUACGGAAGCUAUAGCACCAGAAAUGGUUGGAUCAACUGCUGUAGUUACGGUUCUAUCCGGUUGUCAGAUUAUUACAUCCAAUUGUGGCGACUCAAGGGCUGUGCUGUGUCGCGGGACUGAAACAAUACCCUUGACCGUCGAUCAGAAGCCUGAUAGGCACGACGAACUCUUGAGAAUCGAAGGAGAGGGAGGGAAAGUCAUAAACUGGAAUGGUGCUAGGGUUUUUGGAGUUCUUGCUAUGUCCAGAGCUAUAGGUGAUUGGUACUUAAGGCCAUGGAUAAUUCCAGCGCCAGAGAUAACUUUCGUGACAAGAAGUGAUGAGGAUGAGUGUCUGAUAUUGGCAAGUGAUGGGCUUUGGGAUGUCAUGACAAACGAAGAGGUUGGAGAGGUUGCUCGUCGCAUGCUAAGACGGAGACGCAGGAUGAUAAAUGAAGAGGUUUCUCCGGCACAAGCUGUGGCUGAUAAUCUCAAGGAUAUAGCGUAUGGAAAAAACAGUUCUGAUAACAUUUCUAUCAUUGUUGUUGAUCUAAAACCUAGGAGAAGGCGCCAGAAAAGACACUGAAAAAAAAAGGGAGUAAUGCAACCAUUUUCUCUCUCUCCUACUUCAAAUCCAUUUCUCUUUGACCCAUUGAAGUUAAUUCAGAGAUGAGGUUUGCAGGAUGACAUAGUGACGAUACACCCCAUAGGACAGCAUGUUCCUCCUUCAGCUGCCAUUCUUGACCUGUACAGAGCUGACCGCCAAAUAACACUGUUUCUUAGUAACAAACGUAAUAGGAUUGUUACUACAAAACGGUAGAUCAAUCCUCAAUUUUUGUCGGUUUGGUCAAGGCAAAUUAAAUACCAAGUAUUAAAAACAAAUUAGAGGUGUUCCAGUAUAUACAUGAAUAUGAAGACAUGGUAGAAGGAUAAAAA